ACCUGGGUGCCGGGUGCCCAUCGGAGGUUUUGCAGCUUCUCUGGCCUCAUGGGUCCUCCCGCAGAGCAGGAGCCAGGCCCGCACGGCCUCCUCACUGGGACGCCUAAGCGGCGCUCACGCCCAGGUGUCAGUGCAGAUGGGGUAUGAGAGCCAGAGGCCGGGCAGGGCACCGUGCCGCCACCUGCCCGCCCACUUUUCCGGUGCUCAAGGUGUGCCUCGGGGACCCGCGCUCAGCUGCAGUGGCCUCAGGUCCCCCCGACGGCAGCGGCUUCUGCGGGGCUGUGCCUCCUGCAUUACAGCCUUGGAUUCAGGAGCUCUGAGCCCGCCGUGGGAGUGCGGUGUCCCUGCCCUGCGCGGGAAGGACUGUGGGUGGAGCCCAGAGCAGGGACCACGUCUCUGGGUGGGGACAGGGUGACUUCAUAUGGGGUAGAUGUCCUAGUGAGUUGGACGCCAGACUCGUGGGAAGACCUGGUGCUAGGUGCCUCCCUGUUUUUCUGUGGCAACCUGCAGGUGCUUCCUCUGGUGACCUUCGGGUCCGGCCCACGCUCUUCCCAGUGACGCUGCGGCCCAGGGUGGGGUGCUUGGAGUGUGUAGGCCCGCAGGGCGAGGGCAGCCACUGGAGCUCCGAAGCUUCAAGGUUUGUCUUCUGCCGCUGACCCCGUCACUGCAGCUGGUCAUGCCCACAGCGCUGUGCCCCCGAGUCUUGGCUCCGAAGGAGAGCGAAGAACCCCGGAAGAUGAAGAGCCCCCCAGGGGAGGACCCCGGCCCUCGGGCCGAGCUGCCCAGCCCGGAGUCCUCCCGCCGCCUCUUCCGCCGCUUUCGCUACCAAGAGGCGGCGGGGCCGCGCGAGGCGCUGCGCCGCCUGUGCGAGCUGUGCCGGGGCUGGCUGCGGCUGGAGCGGCGCAGCAAGGAGCAGAUCCUGGAGCUGCUAGUGCUCGAGCAGUUCCUGGCCAUCCUGCCUCGAGAGGUGCAGAGCUGGGUGCGGGCGCAGGAGCCAGAGAGCGGCGAACAGGCAGUGGCCGCGGUGGAGGCGCUGGAGCGCGAGCCGGGCCGGCCCUGGCAGUGGCUCAAGCACUGUGAGGACCCCGUGGUGAUUGAGGAUGGGGAGCAGGAGCAGGAGCAGCUGCAGGCGGAACCGCACAGGGACCUUGCUGGGGGCCCGGACACCGAGCCCGUGGCCCUGGCUCAGAGCCCGGGGCUCCCAAGCAGACCUCCAGGCCAGCUCAGUGGGGACGCAGUCCUGCAGGACAUGCCCGUUUUCCAGGAAGAGAGUAUGCGGGGUGCCCCACAGGUGACCGCCCUUCAGCUGCCUCCGAGCCGGGCUUCUCCCUUCAAGGACAUGAUCCUGUGCUUCUCUGAAGAGGACUGGUCCCUCCUGGACCCCGGCCAGACUGGCUUCUAUGGAGAGUUCAUCAUUGGGGAGGACUGCGGAGUCUCCGUGACCCCAACAGAUCACCCAGCCGCCCUGCCAGGCCCCUUCCAGGGAGAGGAGAGCGAGCUGCUGCCGGAGCUACUGGAGCUACAGGGGAAGGAAGCGCCCCAGGCCUCCCUCACUGACCUCCCAGCCCUCCAGCUGUUCGAGGUGGAAGAAAGAAGGAAACGGGAUGAGCUGCAGGUGCUGGAGUCCCAGGCCUUCCAGCAAACGGCGCUCCCUCCAAGCACCCACCCAGCUGGAGGUGGCCCACAGGUCCUGGAGAAUGGCCUGGAGGAGGAGGAGGAGGAGGUGACCAUCGAGAUCGUGUUGUCCAGCUCUGGGGACGAGGACUCCCAGCACAGCCCCCAUGGGCCGCAGCCCUGCCGGGGCAGUGAGGAGACGGUGGGCAAGGUGCCCACCUCCAGGAAGGCCUACGUGUGCCCUGUGUGUGGCAAGGCCUUCCGCUGGAGGGUCAACUUUGUACGGCACCUGCGUAGCCGCCGGGACCGGGAGAAGCCACGCGUGUGCCCUGUGUGUGGGGAGCUGUUCAGCGAAGGCGAGGACCUGGAUGGCCACCUGGAGGCCCAUGAGGCCCAGAAGCCCUACAGGUGCAGCUCCUGCGGGAGGAGCUUCCGCCUCAACUCCCACCUGCUCUCCCACCGGCGGAUCCACCGGCAGCCCAGCAGACUGGAGCCGGAGAAGCAGAGCGAGGAGGGACUGGGCUUCCAGUGCCGGGAGCCCCUGGCCCGGCACCGCGGCGACACACACCAAAAGGAUGCCAUGCGGCCCUUCCAGUGCCGCUACUGCGUCAAGAGCUUUGGGCAGAACUCGGACCUCCUCCGCCACGAGCGUGUGCACAUGAAGAGGCGCUCCAAGCAGGCCCUAAACUCCUACUGAGGGCUACCGCUCAGCCCCACACUCCUCCUGCCGCCUGCACCCGGGCCGUGUCCAACCCCACCUGCUGCCAUGGUAUCCCCACCAGCGCUUGUUCCAUCUCAGAGGCCCCUGCACACGGUUGCCCCAGCUGGUAGAGGGCUGGUCUCCAUCCUGGGACCACUGGGUCACCAACCAGUCCUCAGCACUAACCCUCCCAUGUUGCCCUGAGCACGGACCCCAGGGUCCAGGCUGGCUGCUGUCCCUGAACAGGUUGGGUGGGGAGUGGACCUGGUGCACAGCACAUCCUGUCUCCAAGGCAGCUGAAAGGCUGAUGAUGGGGGUGAGGUGGGGAGUCCUAUGGUGGGAGCUCCAGGGUGCUCAGGGCUGGGAAACUGCCAUGGUUCCUUUGGAUGUGUGUGGGGGAGUAGGGCUCCCCAGGAAGGCAAAGCUCUCCUUUUUAACUAUUGUGCACCUAUCCCAGAAUGCCCCUUUCUCUAACCGGUUGCCCUUGGUAAACAUUUGAGUUGGAAGCUGAACUGUGGUCAUUUGAAAGGCACUUCAAUCCCUCCUUGCCCUCUGUCUUGUCCAGGAGCUGAACCCCCAGUGGGCAUUGGCCUGGGGGCGCCUGGCUUCAGCAACGUAACUCAGUGGGCUCUGCACCUUGGAUGGCUUGGUGCAGCAGGAAUGUCAGUUAUAAUUCCCAAGGCUGCAGGUCUGGGGGCAACCUGUUGGCCAGGCUGGACCCUCCUGGGGGGCUGUAGGGGAGAUUCGCCCCAGCUUCCAGGGUCUUCCUGGCAGGUAUGGCUGUUCCUGGCUGUGGUGCUCUGUGAGUCUGUCUCCUGGUUUCCCUUCUCAGAGAGAUGUAAGUCACUGUUCUCAUAUGAACUUGUCUACACUGCAGUCACAGGGCACAGGUGCAGGGCACACAUCCGCCCACACCUGCACUGCUGCCCUCCCUCCUGAGCCUGUUGGAGUGGGAUUCAGACUGUAGGGCCUGCCUCCUGGGCUGGCAUCCCCUGCAGGGGACUGUGGGCCAGGCAUGGCCAGCCACGGGCAGUGAGGCUGAGCACCAGGAGCUGGUGCUGCUGCUCCUGGGAGGCAGCUGUGUCAGCUCCACUCCAGUGAGAAGGACUGGGGGCUGUGCAGCUGAGCUGGGGUGCCGGGAUCAGGCGGGUGUCCUGUGUCAGGGCUACCGCUGGGCAGCGGGCUGGGUGGAGGUGGCCAGUGCUCCAUGUCACCCCUGUCACUUCACACCAAGAGGCCUCUACCACAGACCCAAUCAGUUACACGGCUUUGUAGCCACAGGGACUGCUGGGUAGAUAGACCCACUGGCCUAGGAGCAGGAAGCAUGGUCCAACCCUGCGGUCAGACCUCAGAGAACUGGCGAGGCCCUUGGUUUCUAGUCAGCCGGGAUGGGGACGCCCCCAUGCAGAAGUGGGGCCCUCUGUGACGUCCACCCUGUGACACCCGGCCUGGCCUGUGUGUGCCCAGCACAUCCUUGGCCUCAGGAAGGUCAUUUCCCCUGGGGCUGCGGACACUUGGCUGGGAGAGGAGCCCUGAGCUCUCCAGUGAGUGUCUUGCCUGCAAGUCGGGCUUUGUGAUGGACUGGAGCCCAGAGGAGGCAGUCCCACCCCCCAGGUACUGUCAGGGCGCCCAGCUGUGAUUCACAGCCAGGUACCUGGUGGCAGGAAGACCGCGGCCUGUGUCUGGAGAGCCUGCAGGGCCGGGGCACGGCCAGGGGCUUCUCUGAGAGAAGCUGCGGCCCCCAGCCCACCAGGCCCGAGGGUGCUGGAGCAGAAGUAUCUGCCUUCCCUUGGCCACUGGCAUUUCUGGCCUCAGCUGAGGUGGGUAAAAUAUACAAGGUAUUUGUGAGGCAGCUGAAGAAGUGCCUGUAGACAGAUUAUUUAGGGGGGGGGGGGGGUUCUUUGUAAUGUAACAAGUAAAGUCACAGCAGGCAACACCAGCAUCCACGUGGGAAACCUGGGUGCAGUCCCAUCCUCCUGGCUUUGGCCGGGCCCAGCCCUGGCUUUUGUGGCUAUCUGGGGAGUAAACCAAUGGAUGGAAGAUCUCUUUCCCUCUCUCUGUAACUUUCAAGCAAAUAAAGUAAACCUUAAAAAUAAAAAGCAGCAAUGUGUUUAUUUUUUAAAGAUUGAUUUAUUUACUCAAAAGUCAGAGUUACAGAGAGAGAGAGAGGUCUUACAUCCUCUGGUUCACUCCCCAAUUGUCCUCAAUGGCUGGAGCUGCACCGAUCCAAAGCCAGGAGCUUCCUCCGGGUCUCCACGUGGGUGCAGGGGCACAGGACUUGGGCCAUAGCAGAGAGCUGGACCGGAAGUGGAGCAGCCAGGAAUCGAAACCAACACACAUAUG
Lepus europaeus (European hare) is the source of this 4657-nucleotide messenger RNA. It is a transcript of the gene ZNF496, whose product is annotated as zinc finger protein 496. The transcript is spliced from 8 exons. The record is from RefSeq and is a predicted model, not a curated record. Lineage: Eukaryota; Metazoa; Chordata; Mammalia; Lagomorpha; Leporidae. Bases 677 to 2311 code for a protein of 544 amino acids. Gene Ontology annotation, cellular component: nucleus. Gene Ontology annotation, molecular function: DNA-binding transcription factor activity, RNA polymerase II-specific; RNA polymerase II transcription regulatory region sequence-specific DNA binding. Gene Ontology annotation, biological process: regulation of transcription by RNA polymerase II.